GUGUCUUACUCAUCAACUUUCUCUCUCGGCAGAGGGCCAGUACUUCAGCGAGGAGCAGAUGCGCGUGCGAGACCCGCUGCUGUACGAGCAGUACAUCGGACAGUACCUCAGUGAAGAGGAGAUCCUGCAGCGCUCGGAGGAGGCCAUGAGGAGCGGCCCGGGGGGACUCGCUGACCUGCUUAUCAACUCCUACCAGGAGAAACUGAUCCAGAACCGCCUGGAGGAGGAGCAGGAGAGAGAGCAGUGUGCGCUGGAGGAGUCCGAUGAGGAAGAAAGCGACGAGCCCAGGCAGACAGAGUGGGAGCCCAGUGCGGAAGAGAAGGCCAUGCUGAGAGAGGAGUUCCUCAGUCAGAUGCAUCAGCGCUUCCUGGAUGGCAAAGAUGACUUCAACUACAGUGAAGUGGAUGAGAAUCCAGAUUAUGAUAACCUUGAUAUUGUAAGUCAUGAUGCAGAGGAGCGCUACUUUGAUGAAGAUGAUGAUGAUGAUGAGGAGGAGGAGGAGGANGGAAAACGAGGAUGUGGAAGAAGAAAAAGAAGAGGAUAUGAUGCAAUAGAUCUUAAUGUGUAGAAUGUUCUCAAAACAGAAAAAAUAACUAUGUACGUUUGUCGUAUUUCUACUGCUUGAUAUUUGUCAGUCUAGGUAAAUGUGUUUAUCAGCACUUUGUGCUCUGUAAUAAAAGAAUGCUAUUUUUCAA
Puntigrus tetrazona (Sumatra barb) is the source of this 695-nucleotide messenger RNA. Its product is annotated as coiled-coil domain-containing protein 97-like. The transcript has 3 exons. NCBI's taxonomy places the organism in Eukaryota, Metazoa, Chordata, Actinopteri, Cypriniformes, Cyprinidae. The record is from RefSeq and is a predicted model, not a curated record. Bases 59 to 568 code for a protein of 169 amino acids.